AUGAGUCCUGGCGCGUCGUUUAAACUAGAACUCUCACCUGAAUUGAGGAUUCGAGGAAUCCACGACGUGUUUCACGCGUCGUUGUUGCGCGCGCAUAUCCCUAACGACGAUAGACGGUUCCCGGGCCGCCAGAUGCACCAGAUUCCUGGUUUUGGCGUCAACCCCAAGGAAUGGGCUGUGGAUCGUAUCCUUUCCCAUGUCGGGAAAGGAAAAGACGCGUCGUUUGAGAUUCGAUGGGCCACAGGGGAUGUAACCUGGGCGCCAUUUGCUGAAGUGAAACACCUGUCAGCAAUGGACCAUUACUGUGAGGCUAUGGGGAUAACUCACCCACGCAACUUGCCGAAUAAAGAAACAAGGGAUGGGCCAGAAGUGGCCACGGUCCAUGCAAAAGCAAGUCGCAUUGUCGAUGAAGCCGCGGAAGAGCUGAGGAUAAAAGGGAUGAGGGAAGGGCAGUUCAGACAAACUGAACAUACUUUGCACCCCCCAACGACUCCUCGCUCCAAACGUGUCUUACUCCGCGCUGCUCUUUCAUCGCCAAUGAACUCCCAACCCACGGCCAACAACGAAACUCGCCUUCCCUACACCCAACCCCAACAACCUGACGGUCGCUGA
Messenger RNA from Mycena indigotica, 612 nucleotides. RefSeq names its product DNA/RNA polymerase. The record is from RefSeq and is a predicted model, not a curated record. The transcript has a single exon. The coding region runs from base 1 to 612 and encodes 203 amino acids. Lineage: Eukaryota; Fungi; Basidiomycota; Agaricomycetes; Agaricales; Mycenaceae.